AUGGAUUAUAGAAGAUUGGAGGACUCACACCACUCUUUUGUUAUGAAUAUAUCCUGCCAUUCUGAACCAAAAAAUUUCCAGGAGGCUAUUCAGCAUGAUCAUUGGAGGAAAGCCAUGCAAGAAGAGAUCAAUGCUUUGCAAAGGAACAAUACUUGGGAAGUGGUGGAUCUACCCCCAUCCAAGAAGCCAAUUGGAUGUAAGUGGGUGUACAAGAUCAAACAUAAAGCUGAUGGGACUAUAGAAAGAUAUAAGGCAAGAUUGGUGGCAAAGGGCUACAACCAAACUCUUGGAAUUGAUUACUUGGACACAUUUAGUCCAGUGGCAAAAAUGACUACUGUAAGGACACUUCUGGCAGUAGCAGCAGCAAAGGAAUGA
Ipomoea nil (Japanese morning glory) is the source of this 375-nucleotide messenger RNA. RefSeq lists its product as uncharacterized. The record is from RefSeq and is a predicted model, not a curated record. The transcript has a single exon. NCBI's taxonomy places the organism in Eukaryota, Viridiplantae, Streptophyta, Magnoliopsida, Solanales, Convolvulaceae. Bases 1 to 375 code for a protein of 124 amino acids.